AGUUGAACUGCCUGAAAAUCCCACCGAUCCUCCUCUCCGUCUGCUGUCCUCUUCCGAUUCCUAGGGGCGAGUGUCAAAAAGUCCUAACCCAUACCUCAACACCUCCAACGACAAAAACUCCCAGAUAAAUCGUUAAAAACUGGCUAAAUCAUCGGUGAAUCGUUCCACACUUGGUAGGAUUAAAAGAAUCAGAUGAAAAUGAGUGAAUUAGUCUGGGGAAUUAAGAAUGGCGACCUUGAUCAGGUUCGAGACAUUGUUGAGAACAAGAAUAUCGACGUGAAUCAGAUGAUUGAUGGCAGGACACCACUGCAUUACGCAGCUGAUUAUGGCCAGAAUGAUGUCGUGAGGUAUCUAUUGGACAAAGGUGCCAAUGCUAAUGCAACUGACAAACAUGGAAUUACAACUCUUCUAGCAGCAAUAUGGGAGGGUCACACCAAUUGCGUAAAACUGCUACUGGAAAAAGGAGCCAAUCCCGAUGGACUCACACCGGAUGGUGUCAGCUAUCUCGAAGCUGCUGAGAAGGACGAGAUCAAAAGUCUCCUGCGUGCAAACGGUGUGCACUAGCGUAAAACCAAAGUAACGUGAGAACGAAAAUGAAUGAAUGACGAAGGGGAAUGAUAAAAUAUUAUUAUUUUGUUACUUUGAUAUGUUAAUGUUCUUCGUAGGCUAAUCACAGCUUCAUUGUGAGUUUUUAAUGACUGAUGGGGAUCAUGGGGGUUGUCACAGGACCCUAACUACAUCAACUUUUACUCCAACAAAUCAGUUCAGUUGUAAAAUACUACAACAAGGUGAAUUUUCAUGAAAAUCUUCGAGUCUAGGGAAGAUAUUUUGAAAGUUGAAGAGAAGAAAUCAAAUUCAUUGUUAAAUUUUUUAAUGCUUAAGCAUGUUUUAAUAUUCUUUUUUCAAUUUAUCCAUUGAGCCGUGAGUGUGAGACCCUUAUUGCCCCAUCCCCAAGACUAUGACUUCGGCACGAGUGUUAGAAUAUUGAAAACAUUAAAAUAGUUCUUGAGUAGGAGUGUAUGAUAAAAUAUCUGUGAACGAAGGGAAAUUUUCGGGAAAAAUUCUAGCAUUAAGACGAAAAACUCAGAAUGUUUUUGAAAAUUUCUCGAAAUUUCGGGAAAAUAUUGACGGAAGCUCCGGAAAAAUUCACACUCAAUCCAAAAUUUCCAGUACCAGAACUAGAAUUUUUCUUAGAAAUUUCUCUCCUGGGGAAAAGCCCUAAUCGACUAGAAUUUUUUCCUCUACGUUUUGUCCUCAUUGUAUACGAAUAUUGUAUGAUGAUUAUUUAUGUGACCCGCCCUGUGCCGAGUUGAUGAGUGUAAAUGCUCCGCAUUUUGAAUGAGUUUUAAUUUUUUCAUUCCAGGAAUUAAAAAAAAAAUAAAAUAAGA
Diachasmimorpha longicaudata is the source of this 1388-nucleotide messenger RNA. Its product is annotated as myotrophin. The transcript is spliced from 3 exons. Gene Ontology annotation, biological process: regulation of barbed-end actin filament capping. Bases 193 to 564 code for a protein of 123 amino acids. Gene Ontology annotation, molecular function: protein binding. The record is from RefSeq and is a predicted model, not a curated record. Lineage: Eukaryota; Metazoa; Arthropoda; Insecta; Hymenoptera; Braconidae. Gene Ontology annotation, cellular component: nucleus; cytoplasm.